UUUUUGAACAAAGCUUGAACGGAGCCGGUCAGUAGUGUUGUAAGCGAUCGUGGUAUUCAGUUCGAUUACGCAAAAAGAAGCGUUACACAUACAAAAAUACAAUGAGUUCCAAAGAAAAUAAUGAAGUUUCUGUCGACAAAUUAGAGAAUGACAAAAGUGCGACCGAUCCCAAGUGUGAACUUAAAGGAACGAAGAGAGCGGCGGAGGACAAAUCAGAGGACGUGAAAAAAGCGAGGAAAGAAGAGAAUGGUGCGGGAUCCGAAGGCGAGGAACUAGAGGAGGAGGAGGAGGAAGAAAUUGCGGAAGUCGAGGAGGACGAUGAGGAGGAGGAAUUACCUGAAGGUGACGAAGGGGAAUUGGAUGGGGAAGAUGAAGAUGACGAAGACGCGGAGGAUGACGACGAUGAAGACGCAUAAUAGCCGUGUCGUGUGUGUGUGUGUAAUUGACAUUAUCAUCUAGUGAACAGUCCAGAGCUACUUUGUGGUCCUAUAAUUUUAAUUUAACGAAAUUUAAAUAAAGUGCGUUUUUAUAUUAGGAAAUAGGCGAUUUUACCCUUCACCUUCGACAGUCCACAGGCUAUCUCUGGAUUAUUUGACACUCGGGGACUGUGACGGCGCCACGCAGUGUUCUGUGCGUGAACUGUUGCUGUUUGUUGGGACCUGUCGUAGUCAGCAUCACGGCUGAGUCUUCUCUAACUUAUUACUAUUACCAACACUACUACGUACCCCUCGAUUGUAAAAAUAAUGUCCAUUUUAUUAUUGUGUAAAGAUAGGUAUAAAUUUAGAUUAAGUUGAUGUUCAAAUUCAAUUGUCUCACCCCUUAUGUGUUUCAUUAUAAUUUUUUUUAUGUAAAAAAGUGUAAUUGAAUUAAUAGACGUCUGAAGCACAAUCUGGGAGCUAUGACGGCAAUAAGCAACUCAAUUCUCCAUACCACAUCAAAACUGUAAUUUUCAUGAACUAACUUUCGUUGCCCGUGUAUGUGUGACAAUUUAACAAUAGGUUGUAUUUUAAACAUGUUUUAGCGGUGAUCAUCGGUCGACAGUAUCAAUGGCAGAGAGUUACAGAGACCGAGACCGAGUUUCUGUAACUCUCUGCCUUUUAAUGUUCUCAUUCCAGUUGGUUUAGUUGUAGUCCAUGGUGGUUACUCACCCACCUCACUAUAUUUUUGCAGAAUCGAAAUGUUUAUUACAAAAUACAAAAUUUACGAUACGUUGUUUGUCUACUUAAAUUAAUCUGUAGAUUUUAAAUUUGUAAACAGUGCUGCUGUACGAUUUAUGAGUGACUUAUAAAACAAUGGAUACAAA
Messenger RNA from Photinus pyralis (common eastern firefly), 1303 nucleotides. RefSeq names its product glutamic acid-rich protein-like. NCBI's taxonomy places the organism in Eukaryota, Metazoa, Arthropoda, Insecta, Coleoptera, Lampyridae. The record is from RefSeq and is a predicted model, not a curated record. The transcript is spliced from 3 exons. The coding region runs from base 102 to 416 and encodes 104 amino acids.